AUGGAUGGUUUUUUAAUUGGUUUAUCAUCUGCGAGUGAAGUUCAAAAUCAAAAUACACCAUUGUUAAAAAAUUACAGAAAAGAAAAUCAGGAAAAUUCUGAUACUGAAAGUUUAGAAAAUUUAAAAAUGAAAAAUAAUUUGUUUAAGCCUAUAAGCACAGUUACGACCACUCCGCCUAAACAGUUUACGAAUGGUCAAAUUACAGAUACCAACUUACGAAAAGUAACUCCAUUAAAAUUAAAUUUUACAAAGAAUCAAUCAUCAAGCUCAGAUAUAAAUAUCAUUCAAAGUAAUAAUAUUCCCUCCAGUCCUUCAGCAUUUGUUGAAACGAUACAAAAUACUGAAAAGGAAUAUAAAUGUUCAUCGAAAAGAAUAAAAUUAUCAGAAGAUGAAUUUACCAAUGGUGAUGUACUAAAAAGCAUUACAAUAAAUAAUAAAAAUGAUAUUGACGAAAAGCUUUCACCUGAACAAGAUAUUCUGAAAAUAAAUGAUAAAACUAAUAUAAUUAAUGAAAAUUUAUUAUUAUUUGAAAAAGAAGAAUUUAAUGAAAAAAAUGAAGAAAAUGAUUUAUUCGAGACUCAGGAUUACUUAAGCUUUAAUCCAAAAAUUGAAAAUAAGCUAAUAGAAGAACAGAAACGAAUCGAAGAAAUUAUAAUGCAGAAAAAAAGAUAG
Pediculus humanus corporis (human body louse) is the source of this 672-nucleotide messenger RNA. RefSeq lists its product as uncharacterized. Bases 1 to 672 code for a protein of 223 amino acids. Lineage: Eukaryota; Metazoa; Arthropoda; Insecta; Psocodea; Pediculidae. The record is from RefSeq and is a predicted model, not a curated record. The transcript has a single exon.